AAGACACUCCCUCCACUCCACAUGCUUUUCCCCCCAGGGAGGGGAUGAGAGAACAACACUUGACAGAUGUUAGUCAUGUUGCUUAAGGUACUACGGGAAAAUGCUCAGACACUGCAGUGAUCAGGCCAGUAUAAGAACUUAUAUAGAAUAGAUAUGUCAACAAAGGGAAGUAAUAUUAAUGAAUGAGAUGAGUCAGCCUUUCCCACUGUAAAAGUUCUGACCUGACCGCCCACCCCCAGCUCUGCUGGUGCACCGCAUUCCUGGCCUGCAUAGAUCACUGCUACUCCAGUCCUGGUAAUGUCACCACGAUGCUAAUCCACCUCACUCUUAGACCUGCAGCUCCCCCUGUUAUCCCAGCUCUGAUUUUCUUCUUUGAACAGAGACUGAGAACUAUGCCCAAGUGUGUGAUAAUGUUAUGAUUUAGAGGAGAGAGUCUGCUAAAUAAUUUUUUUUUUUUUUAAAUAGCAUGAUCACCAUCAUCAUAAUCCUGGUAGCAGUGAUUGUGCUGAUCAUCGGCUUUGGUGUUUCAGGGAGACGCUACAUCAGUGUCACCACACUAACCUCUGCUGGGAACAUUGGGGAAGAUGGCAUCCUGGGCUGCACUUUUGAACCUGACAUCAAGCUCAGCAACAUAGAGAUUCGGUGGGCUAAAGCUGGGGUCUCUGGGAUGGUGCAUGAGUUUAAAGGCGGCAAGGACCAUCUAAAGGACCAGGAUGAAGUGUUCAAGGGCCGGACAGCGGUAUUCGCAGAGCAGGUGAUUGGUGGGAAUGCCUCCUUGAUGCUGAGAGAUGUGCAGCUCUCCGACGCUGGUGCUUACAAGUGCUCUGUCACCACAUCCAAAGGGAAUGGCGAAGCAGGGCUGGAAUAUAAGACCGGAGCCUUCAGCUCUCCAGAGAUGCAUGUGGAUUACAACAGCAGCAUGGACACCCUGCGGUGUGAGGCUCCUCGGUGGUUCCCGCAACCUGUCGUGGUUUGGACCUCACACAAUAACACCAGGGACAACUUAUCUGAGAUCUCCAACACCAGCUUCAAGCUGAACUCUGAGAAUGUGACUAUGAACGUGGUCUCUGUUCUGCACAACAUUACAGCUAAUACUACCUAUACCUGUGUUAUCAAGAAUGACAUUGCCAAAGCUACAGGGGACAUCAAAGUGACAGAUUCCAGCAUCAAGACGACAGUUCAUUUGCAGCUACUGACCAUGAACAUGGCAUCAGCCUCUUUAUCCCCUCUUGCCCUUUACUGGAUACUUCUACCUCUCCUGUACCUGAUGGCUUUGUAGUGCUUGAUCUCCAUAAAGAAACGUGAAGAGGCGUUGGAACUGGAGAUGAUGAAUUCCACAAGGAUACCAGGUGGGAUUAAGUGAGAAGGAAGACGUCCGAACCAGAGAAUGGGAUACAUUUUCUUACCUAGAUAACUUAGUGAUCAAAACUUUGGUAUUAUCUAUCUAUGAAGGCUCUAGCCUUGAUCACACAGCUGGAAAAAGGAUUUGCCACAUUGGAUCAGAUUGGUGCCUUGAGUUCAGCAUAUUAGAAUAUGCAAAUUGUGUAUUUUCUUAAAAUGACCUAUAACAUUUGAUUACCCAGGCCUCACUAAUCUAUCAGAAUUCUCUGAA
This is a messenger RNA of Chelonia mydas (Green sea turtle), 1612 nucleotides long. It is a transcript of the gene VTCN1, whose product is annotated as V-set domain containing T cell activation inhibitor 1. The transcript has 5 exons. Lineage: Eukaryota; Metazoa; Chordata; Testudines; Cheloniidae. The record is from RefSeq and is a predicted model, not a curated record. The coding region runs from base 467 to 1279 and encodes 270 amino acids.